UGCGGAUUAAAGAUUACAACCCAUCGUAAUUCGUCGUGAUCCUUGUAGCACACGCCCUCCAUGCGCGGAUGUUCGCGUCGAUGAACCAAAAAAAAUAAAGAACGGCCUUUCUAUGGAACUUCGGUUCCUGCACCAUUCAGACUCGAUUUUCUCAAUCUCUCUCUCUCUCACUUAUAUAAACAGUAGAAAAGCGAAGCAUCUUUCUCCCAACACUACUCUUCAGUCUCGCAUUCUAUUCCAAUAAUCUCUCUCUCUCUCUCUCUCUCUCUAGUAUUAUUGGAUCUAGGGUUCUGGGUUUUUCCAACUUAGUCAAUUGGUCAGCAAAUCAAGCGGUUGUGGUUGCUCCUCUGUUACAAUCUCUUUUAACACAAUGCCUCCUCGCGCAUCUAAGCGAAAAUCGGCCCCACCCACCUCCUCAUCCGUCACAUCAUCCGACGGUCGUUCUGUCUCAAGUAAAGCUAAAACAAAGGGGAUGGAAAAAAUAGAUCGCUUGUUCGAUUCAUAUGCAAAUAGUUCAUUAGGCAUGAUUGAUCCAGAUGGUAUUGAAUCUCUCUGUUCAGAUCUCGGAGUGGACUACACUGAUGUGAGGAUAUUGAUGCUUGCUUGGAAAUUAAAAGCUGAAAAGCAGGGCUAUUUCACCCAGGAUGAGUGGCGAACUGGCCUGAAAGCAUUAGGGGUUGAUUCACUUAGCAAACUGAAAAAGGCGCUUCCUGAACUGGAGAAUGAGGUGGGGAAGCCAUCGAAUUAUGAGGAUUUCUAUUCCUAUGCAUUCCGAUACUGCCUGACAGAGGAGAAGCAAAAGAGCGUGGACAUUGAAAGCAUCUGUGAACUGUUAAAUCUUGUUCUAGGGGCACAAUUUCGUCCUCAGGUAGAUUUACUAAUUGAGUAUCUAAAGGUCCAGAGUGAUUACAAAGUAAUAAAUUUAGACCAGUGGAAUAAUUUUCUACGUUUUUGCAAAGAGAUUAGUUUUCCAGAUCUCGAAAAUUAUGAUGCAAGCCAAGCUUGGCCCUUGAUCCUCGAUAAUUUUGUAGAAUGGAGGAGAGAAAAGCAUAGCUAGUGUUGGCAUCUUUCGUAUGUCUUGCAGAUUGCUGAUUUCAUACGGUAAAUGGUAUCUCUCUCUCUGUGGAUUUGGUCAGAUUUUAUUCUCUUGAAAGUAUUAAAGGAAUGAUCAAAUUCAUUUUUAUUCAC
Molecule: messenger RNA, 1188 nt
Organism: Durio zibethinus
Lineage: Eukaryota; Viridiplantae; Streptophyta; Magnoliopsida; Malvales; Malvaceae
Biological process (GO): protein neddylation
Cellular component (GO): ubiquitin ligase complex
Molecular function (GO): ubiquitin-like protein binding; cullin family protein binding; ubiquitin conjugating enzyme binding
Source: RefSeq, a predicted model, not a curated record